Messenger RNA from Vanrija pseudolonga, 312 nucleotides. RefSeq lists its product as uncharacterized. Lineage: Eukaryota; Fungi; Basidiomycota; Tremellomycetes; Trichosporonales; Trichosporonaceae. Bases 1 to 312 code for a protein of 103 amino acids. The transcript has a single exon. The record is from RefSeq and is a predicted model, not a curated record.
AUGGACGACUACGGCAGCAGCAGCAGGCACCCACUCCCGCGCCACCGCGACCCCCACCCGCACCCGCACCCGCACCCGCAGCCCAACAGCUUCACGCAGCACCCGUCCGCCCAGCCGCCGACGGUUGACGGUGGUGCGGUGCAACGUCAGCCCGACGACCCCAUGGCCUUCCUCGAGUUCUUGUCGUGCUCGCUAUGGUUAGUCGCAUCGGGGCUGGCCUCUGACCACACUCUCACCCCUCUCAUCUCACCCCUCACCCUUGUCCACACGUCGACACCCGUCGUGUUUCCUCACCCUCUGACCCCGGUCUAA